AUGACAACGUCACUGCUGCUCGGUCCGCGCUGGCUCGACCCGUCGCUCAUGUUCCUGUACGAAAACGCCGCGGAUGAAGUGAAGAACAUGGAGGGUUUUUCUGGAGGCAACUUUACAGCGAAUCAGUGCAGGAAUCUGAUGGCGCACCCCACGUCCCUGGCACCCAGCGCUGCCUACACGUCCAGUGACUUGCCCUCGGCCGGCAUGGGGGGCAUGGGGGAGCCGGUGAAGCAGUGCAGCCCGUGCACUGCGGCUCAGAACUCUUCGAGCGCGUCCUUGCCGUACGGGUACUUCGGCAGCAGCUACUACCCGUGCAGAAUGUCGCAUCACAGCAGCAUAAAGGCGUGCGCGCAGCCGCCUUCCGCCUACACGGACAAAUACGUGGAUUCUGCCGCCGCUGGAGAGGACUUUCCCUCGCGAAAGGAGUUCGCUUUUUACCCCACGUACACGCCAGGACCAUACCAGCCCGUGCCCAGUUACUUGGACGUACCGGUGGUUCCCACGAUCAGCGCUCCCAGUGAGGCCAGGCACGAGUCGCUGCUGCCCAUGGACAGCUACCAGCCGUGGGCCCUGAACGGCUGGAACGGACAGGUCUACUGCAAAGAGCAGCCUCAGCCCGGGCACGUGUGGAAGUCCUCACUACAGGACGCCGUCACACACGUCGGCGUGGACUCGGGCUCAUACCGGAGGGGCCGCAAGAAGCGCGUGCCUUACACCAAAGUGCAACUGAAGGAGCUGGAGCGCGAGUACGGAGCCAACAAGUUCAUCACGAAGGACAAGCGGAGACGGAUAUCCGCACAGACCAACCUCUCCGAGCGCCAGGUCACCAUCUGGUUCCAAAACAGACGCGUCAAGGAGAAGAAAGUGGUCAACAAACUCAAAACCAUCAGCUAG
This is a messenger RNA of Knipowitschia caucasica, 894 nucleotides long. Lineage: Eukaryota; Metazoa; Chordata; Actinopteri; Gobiiformes; Gobiidae. The record is from the annotation of a GenBank genome assembly.